Pezoporus flaviventris is the source of this 3500-nucleotide messenger RNA. RefSeq names its product POC1 centriolar protein B (gene POC1B). The coding region runs from base 96 to 1454 and encodes 452 amino acids. NCBI's taxonomy places the organism in Eukaryota, Metazoa, Chordata, Aves, Psittaciformes, Psittacidae. Gene Ontology annotation, biological process: cilium assembly. Gene Ontology annotation, cellular component: centriole; ciliary basal body. The transcript is spliced from 12 exons. The record is from RefSeq and is a predicted model, not a curated record. Gene Ontology annotation, molecular function: protein binding.
CUCGGGGCUCUGCCGGCCGCGCCUGGAGCGCGGGGUGUUUGACGGGCUGCCGUGCCGCUCCGGCACUGCCGUUCUUGCGGCGCCCCACUCCGCCCAUGGCCUCCGCGCUGGAGGACCCUGUCUUGAUUCGGCCCCUCCGAGGCCACGGAGCGGCGGUGACGGGCGUCGCCUUCAACGCAGACGCCGCGGGGCUGGCUACCUCCUCUUUGGAUAGGUUUCUUAUGGUGUGGAGGCUGAAGGCCCAAUGCAGAGCUUACAGAUUUGUAGGCCAUGCAGAAGCAGUGACCAGCAUACAGUACUCGCCGGAUGGGCAGCUGCUUGCUUCAGCUUCUCGGGAUCGUACUGUCAGACUAUGGAUUCCUUGCAUUCAUGGAGAAUCAUCGGUACUGAAAGGUCAUACAGCGUCUGUUCGUAGUGUGAGCUUCUCUCAGGAUGGCCACUUUCUAGUUUCAGCAUCCAAUGAUAAAUCAAUAAAAAUAUGGAGUGUUUGCCAUCCAUGCCUUUUGUUUUCCCUAUUCCAACACACUCACUGGGUUUGCUGUGCCAAAUUUUCACCUGAUGGAAGACUAAUAGCAUCUUGCAGUGAGGAUAAAUCUGUUAAGAUCUGGGAUACAAGAAAUAAAACUUGUAUUGAGAGCCUCUUGGAUUAUGAAGGAUUUGCAAAUUUUGUGGAUUUCAAUCCAAGUGGUACGUGUAUAGCUUCUGCUGGUUCCAAUCAUGCAGUGAGACUGUGGGAUAUUCGAAUGAACAAGCUACUGCAGCAUUACAAAGUUCACAGAGCAGGAGUUAACUGUGUAUCAUUCCAUCCUUCUGGUAACUAUCUCAUCACUGCUUCUGAUGAUGGUACCCUUAAGAUUUUGGACGUGUUAGAAGGAAGGCUUAUUUACACUCUUCAUGGACACAAGGGACCUGUACUUUCUGUGGCUUUUUCAAAAAAAGGUGAAAAAUUUGCCUCAGGUGGAGCAGAUGCUCAGGUAUUACUAUGGAAAACCAACUUUGAUUCUUGGGAUCAUAAAGAAGUUCUUAAACACCAUAUUAGAAGAACAAAUCUUGAUGAUCCUCCUCAUCUUCUUGAUAUUUACCCAAGGUCACCUCAUCUCCAUGGUGAAAAAAUUCAGUCAGUUGAGGUCAACCCUACCUUUGUGAGUAAUACACAAGCACUUGACCCGCCUGUCAUCGAAAUUAGUUCCUCUUCAUCUUUCAGUACUCCGGAUUAUGUCAUCAGUGAAGAUGCGCAGAAUCCCUCUGAUUCAGUCUUGGCAACAAGUUCAAAAAGGAAGUCAGAGAAUGAGAGUGAAUCAGCUGUGCCUAAUGUGGGCAAGCAAACAGGCAUCUCCCCCUCCCUGGGUAACACUUUGGAGCACAUUGUGGAGCAGCUGGAUGUUUUAACUCUACUCUGGCCGCUGUUCUGCUGUCCUUCAUGUCACCCUGGAACUGAGGCAGCACUCCACUGACUGGCUGGUCUUUAUCACCAGAUUUUCCAAAUGCUCAGCACCCGUAACACUGCAGCGGAUUUUCAGGAGCAGGCAGCCAUCAGCUAUGGUAAUUAUAGUGAGGGCCAAAUUCUCAACAGCGCUUAGCAUUUUGCCCCAAAUCUGGUCCCAGGCGUGGAUACACAGUGCUUUCCUGCAGAAAUCACAGCCCCAAGUUUGGGAGUCACCUAAUUCUGUGCCCCACAGAGGAGUCCCAGCUGGGAAGUGUGUGGUCAGGAUGAAGGUGGGAGGUAGGUGCCUUUCACACACGGUAAUGCUGGUUUAUGACGCAUGGGGUGCCACAGGACAGAAAAAAUGAGAAUCCAACUAUUACAGAAUGAUAGUUAUGAACAGGAGGAAUCCGUAAAUACAAUAUGCAUUUUAUGUUAAUAAAAUCAUGUGACUGGCCCAAUGCAUAUAGGGUUUGAUGUGAAAUAGCCACUUAAGUUUUGGCACAUUAUAGCUAAACAUACUGGAGCAGGUCUUUAAACCUCGGGCCCCUAAAUUGCUCUUAAUGAAUCUCCAAAAAGUACCUAACGAAACCAAGAUUUAGAUGCUAAGAUCUUAAAUUUCCAUCUAUAUUACUACUGAAAGAUGCUUAGAGCUGCACAAAUUCAAAACAGUUGGGAAAAAAAAAUCACUGAAACAGAAUUAUAAUCAACCUUAAAAUAGUAGUUUUCAAGACAGUAAUGAAUAAAGGCAGUUGUAAAAGUAGGUUUUUUGAACUUCUGCCUCACCAAAGGCAAAGCCAAGGGUAAAAUAAUGAAAUCACUGAAUGCAGGAUUAGGGUUAUCUAAGGGCCUCUGUCCCUUCUAAUUGACCCUUGAAAACUAUCCUGCCUAUUUUGGGAGCAGAGUAAAUGAAGGCAGCUCACCAGUUCUGAGACUAAUACAAACAAAUGUUAAACAGACGAAAAAGAAACCCCAACGGAGCAAACAAAGAAAAAGUCCCCGAGCCAAAACCAAGCAAGCAACCAAAGACCCCUGCCAGUCCCUCAAGGUAGGCAAGGUCGCUCCUGAUUGACAGGCAGGUGAAGCUGCUCCAGGUCAGAUGUGAUGCGGAAAGCCAUGACAACACAGUGACGGACCACUCUGGCACGUGGGGCUCGGUUUGAGUACAAGCCCUUACUCCUCAGCUGUAUUUCAGUGCUUUGCUAUCAUGGCCCAGGCUGCCAUCCCCCAGCUGUACAGAAACUGCGCUCACAGUGUACCUGAAUGCUUGCACAGCACCCCACCGCAUGGCAGUUGCUGGAGCUCUGCCCUGCCAAGGUCAGUGGGAAUUUCUGUCACUGACUUUGGAGCAGGCAGGAUUUCCCCCCAUGGACACACACACCUCCUCCCGGAUGCAUGUGCAUAUGAGUGUUUGUGUAUAUACAUAAGCUUUACAGUACAAAGUACUUACAGGAAGGCAUCUUCUCUCUUUAAACAUUUUACUUCAACUUCACGUUGUGUGAAGUCAGACCCUAACUGUCACAGCUGCAGUUUCUCACAGCUUAAUGGCAUUACAAACCCUUCUUGCUCCGGACUGCUGCAAUAACAAUCAGGCUGGGAGGAAGGGGAAAUGAGCAGUGUAGCACACGCUGUACCUUCCAGCCACCAGCUAUUGUUAAGAGCACACUGCUCCAGACAGAGUGGCAGCGAGGCACAGGGUGGGAAGCAGGUGUAACCUGCCAGGAACACCAGUCUAUCAACAGUUGACUUAAUUCAAACAAGUACCACUACUUCUGAGCUGCCUCUUGCCACCAAGCUGAAAGAGGUUUUACAUUCCUGUUGCUCAACACUUGAAAGUUUAACAAAUGCCUUUAUGGCAAACCAAGAGGUCAUUUUCUCAUGUCGGCACUUUGGUCAUUCAUCUGCAGAGUCACCAACCAUAACAUAGCAUUUCACCUGCAACAGUUUGCUCUAGGAGGCAUGUUUCCAGAUGCUUUGCUAUGGUUUGGGUUCUUUACAGAACUGCAAUCUCUCCUCCUUGCUUGUCCUGCUUGUCCAGCUUGUUCUUCUCCCAUUCUCUUCAGAAAGUCCCACUAGC